Cebus imitator (Panamanian white-faced capuchin) is the source of this 2881-nucleotide messenger RNA. It is a transcript of the gene C1GALT1, whose product is annotated as core 1 synthase, glycoprotein-N-acetylgalactosamine 3-beta-galactosyltransferase 1. NCBI's taxonomy places the organism in Eukaryota, Metazoa, Chordata, Mammalia, Primates, Cebidae. The transcript has 4 exons. Gene Ontology annotation, cellular component: membrane. The coding region runs from base 260 to 1375 and encodes 371 amino acids. Gene Ontology annotation, molecular function: N-acetylgalactosaminide beta-1,3-galactosyltransferase activity. The record is from RefSeq and is a predicted model, not a curated record.
CCGGGCAGCGGCUGCGCCGUAGGCUGGCCGCGGCCAGGAAGCGCUGCGGGGAGGGGCGGAGCGAACGGGCGGGAGCGAGCACUGGGCCCGCCUCGGCUGCCGCCGCCGCCGCUGCCGGGGAAUCAUCUAAGCGGCAGCGGGCGGCCUCAGCUUAGCGGCCACAAGCCACUUCUGCGGCUGCCCAGAGAAGCAGAGGUCGCCGGUCCCGUGUUGUCCCUCCUCUCCGCCCCCCAGGAGGGGCGAGAGGGAGCUGCGGCUGAUGUCAGAAAUACACUUUCGGGAAAUGGCCUCUAAAUCCUGGCUGAAUAUUUUAAUCUUCCUCUGUGGAUCAGCAAUAGGAUUUCUUUUAUGUUCUCAGCUAUUUAGUAUUUUGUUGGGAGAACAGGGUGACACCCAGCCUAAUGUUCUUCAUAAUGAUCCUCAUGCGAGGCAUUCAGAUGAUAAUGGAGAGAAUCAUCUAGAAGGACAAAUGAACUUCAAUGCAGAUUCUAACCAACAUAAAGAUGAGAACACAGACAUCGCUGAAAACCUCUAUCAGAAAGUUAAAAUUCUUUGCUGGGUUAUGACAGGCCCUCAAAACCUAGAGAAAAAGGCCAAACAUGUCAAAGCUACAUGGGCCCAGCGUUGUAACAAAGUGUUGUUUAUGAGCUCAGAAGAAAAUAAAGACUUCCCUGCUGUGGGAUUGAAAACCAAAGAAGGUAGAGAUCAACUAUAUUGGAAAACAAUUAAAGCUUUUCAGUAUGUUCAUGAACAUUAUUUAGAAGAUGCUGAUUGGUUUUUGAAAGCAGAUGACGACACAUAUGUCAUACUAGACAAUUUGAGAUGGCUUCUUGCAAAAUAUGACCCUAAACAACCCAUUUACUUUGGGAGAAGAUUUAAGCCCUAUGUAAAGCAGGGCUACAUGAGUGGAGGAGCAGGAUAUGUACUAAGCAAAGAAGCCUUGAAGAGAUUUGUUGAUGCAUUUAAAACAGACAAGUGUACACAUACUUCCUCCAUUGAAGACUUAGCACUGGGGAAAUGCAUGGAAAUUAUAAAUGUACAAGCAGGAGAUUCCAGAGAUACUACUGGAAAAGAAACUUUUCAUCCCUUUGUGCCAGAACACCAUUUAAUUAAAGGUUAUCUACCUAGAACCUUUUGGUACUGGAAUUACAACUAUUACCCUCCUAUAGAGGGUCCUGGUUGCUGUUCUGAUCUUGCAGUUUCUUUUCACUAUGUUGAUUCUACAACUAUGUAUGAGUUAGAAUACCUCGUUUAUCAUCUUCGUCCAUAUGGUUAUUUAUACAGAUAUCAACCUACCUUACCUGAAAAUAUACUAAAGGAAAUUAGUCAAACAAACAAAAAUGAAGAUACAAAAGUGAAGUUAGGAAACCCUUGAAAGAAAACCAUGAAUGAACAAAGGUAAAAUGUCUAGCAUUGCACUGAAGAAGGACUUCUGCAUUUCUGACAAAGAAUACUGGAAUCCCAGUGAGGAAUUUAAGUGAACAUUCCAUACAGAAAUCUUUCACAUGAAUGACUAUAAACUGAAGCUUUAAAUGAGCUGUGAAGUCUGUUAAAAUGUGUUUUGAUACAGUAAUAUAUAUCUAUAUAUAUAUAUAUAUGAAGAACUUGUGUUUUUAAAAUGGUAGCCAGGUAGAAGAACUAGAAAAGAGAUUUUGUUGCCUAUUUUUGACCAUCUGUAUUAUUGUUGCUGAGAAACUAAAACAGUUAAAUUUGCUAACACUACACUGCAUUAUGUUAGUAAUAAACAGAUCUGCCUUAAAGAAAAUUUUAGAAAGAAAUAUUGUCGCUCAGUGUUGUUAAUACAGCUCAAGAAUUUAGUUUAAUUUGCAGUAUGAUAUAAAUGAUUCAGCCCCUCCCUUCCACACACACAUAAUUUUUGUCUAAUGAAACUUUUGCUGUGAUUAUUUACAAUUGGCAGUAUUUCUUCCAGAAGAAGAUAAAAUAGGACUGGCACUUAUCCUGAGGUGCAUUAAUAAAACCACACUUUAAAAUGAUCAUGGGCCUUGACUAUAUUAUAUACUUCAUUCUAAUUAGUAAUCUUUUAUGGAAUCUCUGUUGUCUGUUUUCUAAAUAUGUUUAGCUACUCUUGAAUACCAUUCUCCACUAUUAAUAUUAAUUUACUCAAAGCAUUCAUAGCAUUCUGAAACAUUUAUUUUAUAAUAUUUGCUCCCAAAUUUACCCAUUGUUAAUUAUGGGUAACUAAUAAUAAAUUUAAUGCUAUUUGAGGAUGCUUUUCUUAUAUCAGUGCCACUCUCAGGAAUUACUAAGUAACAUUUUUAAUUGAUUAUUUUAAACUCUUUCCAACUACGUAGUUAUGGUUUCUUUAAUUCUCAUCCUGUUGAGAGACAAGAACUUGUUUGUGCCUUUCAUAACUUGUUUAAAGCAGAAUUUUAAAUUCACUUUUAGGAUCUGAGGUGGCUAUUAGUUACCCUAGCAAGAUUCUUUUGAAUGCAAGAUUUUGAGGGGAAUAAAUUAAAAACAAUAGAAAAUGCAGAGUGCUUAAACAAAAAUGUUGUACAUUGAAAGAGUACUUAAUUUAUAAAUAAUCUGAAGGUUGAUGCUGACUUACUAUUUUGGGAUAAUUGUUUUGCCAAUGGAUAAUUCUAACAAUGCAGAUUACCUAGUCAAGACUGUCAUCAAAAACAUUCACAAAUGUUUCAUUCUAUUUUUAGUGACUCUCUGUUUAAAGAGUUUCUGAAAGGAAAGAAAAUUAUUUUUAUUAUCUUAAGCAAUACUGAGUAUGUCAGAAUAUUUUACAGACUUUCUAUGAGAUUUUUAAUGGUACAAAAGAUUUACAUUUCCCUUAUGUUUAUCAUUAUGCCAAUUUGACAUGGCUGUCAUGCCACUGACUCUGCUGUUUAGCUAAAUAAUUUCUUUUUUU